Sus scrofa (pig) is the source of this 4483-nucleotide messenger RNA. The record is from RefSeq and is a predicted model, not a curated record. NCBI's taxonomy places the organism in Eukaryota, Metazoa, Chordata, Mammalia, Artiodactyla, Suidae.
CAAAGCCCAGGUGGGGGCCCCCACAGCUCCUCCUUCCCCAGGAGGUGGGGGUGGAUGUCUCUGGAAGCUCAGCCCCACCUCAGACAUUUCAAAGACCCAGCCUGUGGAAGACAUAAAUAAGCAGAAAAAGCCAGCCUUGAAAGGGCAAACGCGGUCUAAAGUACCUCAAGUCAUCAAAAUCCUAGAAACAGAGAGUAGCGGAUGGUUACCAGGGGCUGGGGAGGAGGACUCUUAUUGACGGGGUCCAGCGCUUCAGGCUACGGGAUGGAAAAUUCUGGAGCUUUUUGCACCAUGUGACUCUACCUGCCACUGCUGAGCUGUGCACCUAAAAAUGGCUAAUAUGGCAAAUUCAAUGUUAAGCGUUGUAACCACUGGAAAAUAAAAUAAGGUCUUGGUGUUUAACUUCCUCCUGAAACAGAAAGCUUUUAAAGGCUUAUGGCUCCCCCAAAGGGUUUCGUUUUAUGAACCCUUCGAAAGCAUCAAAGUUCAAGUAUUUCAAAUGCGCAAUUGCCCUGGGAAGGAAAUCUUUAGCCUGGGAAGCAGCGCUGGUCCGAGGCCCCACGGGGUGACUCCGGAGGGGGAUUUCAGCGAGGGCCCCCCCAAGGCGGUGAGGAGCUGUUCGCAGAAGCUCUACAGCUGCUUCUGCUUCGGGCAGUGGGGGCGAGGAGAAACACUCAGGAAGACCCUGACCCGGCGAGGCUGGUCCCGCCCUGCUCUCCUCUCCCCUGCCGUCUCCUCCAGCCUCUUUGCGGCGCCCGUGGGCCUGAGGGGCUCCAGCAGCUGCUGCCGCCCAGCCGAGCGAUGGAGAGAUGGACGCGGGCGGAACGAAGAGGUCCUGAAAUUGGGACGGGCCCGGGAACAGGACCGAGGACCAGUGGAAGCCUGUGUCAGGACAGAGAGGCAGAGCAGGGGGGCUCCGUGUUGGAACUGAGGCUGCUUCUCUUAGGGAAACGUGGCUCAGGGAAAAGUGCCACAGGAAACACUAUUCUGGGCAAAUAUGUGUUUAACUCAAAAUUCAGUGAUCAGAUGGUGACUAAAACGUGCCAGAGGGAGAGGGGGGCCACGCAGGGGAGGGAGGUUGUGGUCAUCGACACCCCUGACCUUUUCUCCUCAAUGGCUUGUGACAAUGACAAGCAACGCAACAUUGAGCGCUGCUUGGAGCUCUCCGCUCCCAGCCUCCACGCCCUGCUUCUGGUAAUUCCCAUCGGCCAUUGUAAGGUGGAGGACAGAAAGACAGUCCAGGGCAUCCAGGAGGUGUUUGGACCCGAAGCCCGGAGGCACGUCAUUAUCGUCUUCACUCGGAAGGACGAUUUGGAGGAUGACUUGCUGAAAAAUUACAUUGAGAAUGACACGUCUCUUAGAGAGAUGGUUCAACACUUUGGUGGCCGAUACUGUGCCUUCAACAACAAGGCACGUGAGGGUGAGUGCGAUGCCCAGGUGAAGGGGCUCCUCUGCAAAGUCAAGUGUUUGGUGGAUGAGAACCAAGGACCCUACUACGUGACCUUGAGAAACGAAGGCAGUGGAUUCCAGGAUUGUGUGAAUGACGCUACAGCUCAGAAGGAGGACCAUCCACCUGGGCCAGGGGAGGAGCAGCAGAGGGCCGCAGGAUGGGAGCAGAACCCUGGGCCGUGGGCCCUGAAGGUCCUGCUCGUGGGGAAGCGCGGUGUUGGAAAAAGCACAGCCGGAAACAGCCUUCUGGGGAGGUGGGUCUUUGAGACCCGCUAUAGUGAAGAGUCAGUGACCCAGACGUUUAAGUCUGAGAGCAGAAUCUGGCGAGGGAGGAAAGUCUGUGUUAUUGAUACCCCAGACUUCUCAUCUCCAAAGGCCAUUGCGCGAGACCUGUUGAGCAACACCUUUCCAGGUCCCCAUGUCUUCCUGCUGGUGAUCCCCCUGGGCUCUUUCAAUGAGAAAGAUGAGGCCGUGCUGAACACCCUCCGAAGAAUGUUUGGAAACAAAUUCAUACACCACGUGAUCAUUCUCCUCACCAGGAAAGAAGAUCUAGGGAAUCAGGAUUUAGAGACAUACUUAAAAAUCAGGGCUAAAACCCUCUACCAGUACAUCCAGGACUGUAAAAACCGAUACAGCAUCUUCAACUACAAAGCAACAGGGGAAGAGCAGCAACGGCAGGUGGACGGGAUCCUGCAAGACAUUGUGAGCCUGGUGCAGCAGAAUGGGGACCGGCCUUGCACCUUCACAGGGAAAGAGUCCCUGUGCAUUAUCCUCACGGGAAGGAGUGGGACGGGGAAGAGCGCCAGCGGGAACACCAUCCUCGGGAGGCAGGAGUUCCGGUCUCAGCUGAGAGCGCAGCCCGUCACCAAGACGUGCCAGAAGGGCAAGACCACGUGGGAGGGGCAGGACGUCGAGGUCGUGGACACGCCCUCCUUCUGCCUGGCCUCGGGGGCUGAGGGAGGGCCAGCCCAGCAAGCGGAGGAGGUCAAAAGAUGUAAGGCCUACUAUAAGGAAGGGAGUACGGUCCUGGUCCUGGUUUUGCAGCUGGGGCGGAUCACUCAAGAGGACAGAAAGGCCGUGGCGGGGCUCGAGGCCAUCUUUGGAGCAGAAGCUAUGCAAUGCCUGAUGGUGCUCUUCACCCGGAGAGAGGACCUCGGGGCUGAGGAGCUCGAAGAUUAUGUCAAAAACACAGAGAACAAGUAUCUCCGGAACAUAAUGGAAAAAUGUAAGGGGGAAUAUUGCGCUUUUAAUAACAAGGAAACUGGCCAGGCCAGGGAAGAACAGGCGAGAGUCCUUUUGACAAAGGCCAGUAAACUCAUCAAGUGCCAUGGAGGGUACAAAUAUCCUCCUGUGUGGGAGACUGUAGGCAAUGCAUUUAAAAUGCUUCGUGGAAAGUAUUUCAGCCCCACAAACUACUGAAUAAUUUAAAAGAUGAGUUACGAUAGGAAGUGGAAAUACCUGGGGUCUCUUGAAGUUAAAGAUACGCUCAGGCUGCAGGCGUGGGGGGGCGUGGGAGGACUGCUGGACUAGGAAGACGGUCCAUGACUUUGGGGACUUGAGAGAUCCACGCAUUUCACCUUAUGAUGUUUCAGCACUUGGGAGGUAAAGAAAUGAUCAGGCUGGGGCCGGUAGCAGGAGCUGAUAAAGGAGAAAGAAAAAAUAAGGUGGGGAAAUCUGGAAAAAAGCUUCUGAGAUUAGGCUGGUAUUAAGUUUCAGAGCCAAGUCACAAGAGUCACCUCACCUGUGUAGGUAGAGUGAAAUCGGGAGAGACACUGGGACCAAGGACAAGGCCAACCUAGUGUCAGAAUACAGAUAAUCACACAAGAACCAGGGGAUUCAAACGCAUGAGAGUAGGACAGUGUCCUGAGCAUGGUAGAGAUGAGACACUGGACUCAUGUGGGCUCUCUGUUGCCCAGCCCUGCUUGCCCGAUGCCCUGAGCGCCCCCACCCCAACCCCAUCGCCACUGGGACAGGACUCAGGACUUUCCUUUCCUCACAUGGUAGCCAGUCCUUCUUUCCUCGUACCAAGCUUGAGUGGAAAGGCGGGCCCAGUCUGCCCUCCUUUGCUGUCCCUGCAGGGAGUUGGGGAAGUUUCAAAAGACUUUAUUGCUAAUCAUUCACAGUGAAAUAGACUAGAACCAUAAUGAGAAGCAUGGUAAAAUUGCCAAGAUUGGACGGUCUUGAAAAGUUUAAAAUUCUAAGUAAAAUUCUAGAUUUCCUCUAGAAAAGGUUAUUGAAAACUUCUCUCUGGCUUAGGAAUAGGUUAAGGCUGAAAGAACUUGAAUAAUAAUGGCUUAAACACAUUAGGGGUUUACUGUGUCUCACGUUAAGAAGUCCAGGAGUAGGCAGUCUGGGACCAGUGUAGCACUGACCUUCCUGCUUCUUUCUGCCUUUCUGCCCCCACUCAUCAGUGUGCAGCCUCUGCACUUAAAGAUGUUUCUUGAUUCCGAGAUGGUGAUGUCCUAGUCACGGCUGAGCAGGUUACAUGGAGAGCUACCUCCUGCCGGUGAUACACAAGAUGAGAACUCUAGAAUUUUCUCCCAGCUGGAUGUCAGAUUUUUUUGUCUUUUUUGUCUUUUCUAGGGCCACGCCCAUGGCACACGGAGGUUCCCAGGGUAGGGGAUCUAAUCAGAGCUGUAGCUGCUGGCCUACGCCAGAGCCACAGCAACGUGGGAUCCGAGCUGCAUCUGCAACCUACACCACAGCUCAUGGCAACACCCGAUCCAGGGAUCAAACCUGCAACCUCAGUUCCUAGUAGGAUUCGUUAACCACUGAGCCACAACAGGAUGCCCCUCCCCUUUUUAAAAGAUGUUUUCAAUAUUAACCAUUUUAUACAUGCUUUGAGGACAUGAACUGUGUCAUCUGCUUUUUAAAAAUUUCCAAGUGUCAGGUUACCCUGACAUUAACCCAUUUAUAAGAGCAGGGACUCUCACCAUUCCUUUGUAUUCUACGUAGCCUUCAUAUGACAAAUCCUGGAAAAUGUGUGUAAAUAUAGUCAGUCGAAUGAAAUAAUAAAGAUGCAUUCUAUUGUAAG